This is a messenger RNA of Sinocyclocheilus rhinocerous, 586 nucleotides long. RefSeq names its product condensin complex subunit 1-like. The record is from RefSeq and is a predicted model, not a curated record. The coding region runs from base 237 to 521 and encodes 94 amino acids. The transcript is spliced from 4 exons. Lineage: Eukaryota; Metazoa; Chordata; Actinopteri; Cypriniformes; Cyprinidae.
GCGUCAAUGGGCAGAUCUGGCCGUGUCUCUGUCCCUGUUGUCUGUGUGCGAGCGAGGAUUCAAAAAGCUGCAAGAGUGCUGGGACUGCUACAGUGAUAAACUCACUGAGCCUGGAGUCUAUCAGCCACUCCUGUCCAUUGCAGCCAAACUUCGUCGAAGAGCCAAAUCACAGUUCAAGGCGCAGGUUGAAGACUAUGAGAAGCGUUUGACAGCCGUUCACACUAAAGGGCUAGAGAAUGUGGAGAGCGAGGAGAGAGAACAGCAGAUGGGAGACACACAAAGUCAAAACAUGCAAACGCCGCAGCCACACGAGCGUGCGCAAAACCACACGAGGACGUGGCAAACCGAAGUUAAAUGACAGCGACCUCGUAACCCCAAGGAAAUCUUGCUCUCGUCCCAAACAUGCCAUCACCUUCACCAGUGAUGAAGAAGAGGAAGAGGAUGCUGUCAUGGCUGAGAGUGAGACGCCUAAAGUGACGACACCCAUCGCCCGCACGCGACGCACUCGUCUCAGACACUGAGCACUCUUUUCAGAAUUUCCCGGGUUUUUUUUUUUUUUUUUAAAUACCUCUAUUAAUAGUAUUAA